AUGGACGCCUCCGAUCUCUCGGACUCUAGCUUCCUAAUCCCCAUCGCCCUCGUCCUGAUCGCAGGCUCCCUCGCAACACUCUUCCUCAGCCCCCAGCCCGCCCAGCCCGAGCCCACAACCGACACCCCCACCAAACCUCAAAUCCACCCCACGGACCUCCCGCUUCCUCCACCAUCACCCCUCCUCCUCCCGCCACCACUCCUCCCCCUCCCCGUCUCAGCUCCCCCGCCGCUGUCGAGAAAGCACGUCUCAUAUUCCUCCCCACCCUCCCCUGUCCCAUCGCCCACGGAACGUCGUAGGAAAUUCUCGUACCCGAAAGAGCAGUAUCCCCUGAAAGACUGCCAUGGACUGGCGAAGGGCGGGGUGUAUGUGAUGCCUAGGGACCGUAGCGGGUCAUCGGGAUCGGGAUCGGGGAAGGGGAAGGGGAAGGGAAAGGGGAAGGGGAGGCAAGGUCGUCUGGGUAGUGCGUUUGAUGUCGCCGGGUAUCUUGAUCACAUAGCGCCGGGACUCACAGGGCUGGGGGAUGGGGAUGUGGAGCUCGUUAAGGUGAGGAGGUCGAUGAGGGAGGGGAAGGGGACGAAGGCUGUGAGGUUUGAUGAGUUGGAGUGGUGA
Messenger RNA from Bacidia gigantensis, 612 nucleotides. RefSeq lists its product as uncharacterized. NCBI's taxonomy places the organism in Eukaryota, Fungi, Ascomycota, Lecanoromycetes, Lecanorales, Ramalinaceae. The coding region runs from base 1 to 612 and encodes 203 amino acids. The record is from RefSeq and is a predicted model, not a curated record. The transcript has a single exon.